AUGAUUCGAGUUCGUGCAACGGAUCCUAGGCCUUGUCCGAAGUGCGGAAAGAUGUAUCGUUCAGCACAUACAUUACGCACUCAUUUGGAAGACAAACAUACAGUCUGUCCAGGAUAUCGCUGUGUUUUAUGCGGAACAGUAGCAAAGUCUCGGAAUUCUCUACAUUCACACAUGUCGAGACAACAUCGAGGCAUCAGUACGAAAGAUCUUCCAGUUAUGCCGAUGCCCAGUAAAUUCGAUCCAGAAUUGGCGUCCCGUUUAUUAGCUAAGGCUGGAGUAAAGGUGAGUCCGGCUGAACUUCGCGCACGAGCCAGCCCAACAGCAUCUCGAAGAAGCGACAUGAGGUUGGAGCCACCUCGUGCAGGUGCAUCCGAAGUUGACAGCUGCGGCGGUGAUGAUCCCGAAGACCUUAGCCUUAGGUAUAGUUCGCCACUUUCGAACACCGUUAUUACUAAGGUAAGCGGCAACAGCAACAGUAGCAGCAAUAGCAAGAAUUCGACAACGAUCGUCCCCAAGUCCUUGGAUGCCAUGCAUGGUAAUGGUGAUCUCAACAUGGCACCACUGCCACAUGGCAGUCAUCAUUCAGGCCACAAUACUAGUGCGAUUGCUGGCUCGGCGAUUUUGGACACCUAUUUGCAAUUUAUUGCAGAGAACUCUGGCCUAUCGGCGAUAGGACUUGGCCCUGAGCAUGCGGCCGCCGUGCAUGCACAUGCCGCUAAGAUGCGCAUGAAUCUGGAAAAACACGGCAGUCGCAGCUUGGAAGAUUAUCCUAUCAUUGGCAGAGACGAGGGUCGAGGUUCCGGAGUUGUUCAUGAGGACAGACAGGAAUUUGACAGACACAGCGGACUUGUCGAUGAAGCGGAAUCGUCAGGUGCGGAUGAUGACGAAUUUAGCGAGAAUGAGGAGCCAGAAGUGAUAAAGGAAUAA
Messenger RNA from Atta colombica, 927 nucleotides. RefSeq names its product protein abrupt-like. The coding region runs from base 1 to 927 and encodes 308 amino acids. The record is from RefSeq and is a predicted model, not a curated record. Lineage: Eukaryota; Metazoa; Arthropoda; Insecta; Hymenoptera; Formicidae. The transcript has a single exon.